UCGAGCGGGCGGGCAUCCCCCUGCUGCUGAGCCCGCAACGAUGCCCGGGUGUGCCAGGGGAGAGGCGCUCGUACUGGGCUCGGAGAGCUGCAGAGCGUACGCUGCGGCGGACGCGAGGGGGCGCUGCAGGACCGGAGCACGGCGCUAGCAAGGGCGCGGAGGCGGGAGACUUAGGGCGGUAGGGGGCUUGCACCCGUGCAGCCGCAGCGGACCUGAGAGGGGACUCGGGGCGCAGGUUGGGGCGCUAGCAAUGAUGGCUGCGGCGGAGGCAGUGCACCACAUCCACUUGCAAAACUUCUCUCGCUCAUUGCUCGAGACCUUAAACGGCCAGCGACUGGGCGGCCACUUCUGCGAUGUGACCGUGCGCAUCCGCGAGGCUUCCCUGCGCGCACACCGCUGUGUGCUGGCUGCCGGCUCGCCCUUCUUCCAGGACAAGCUGCUGCUAGGCCACUCGGAGAUCCGCGUGCCGCCGGUGGUUCCUGCGCAGACGGUGCGCCAGCUCGUGGAGUUCCUUUACAGCGGCUCUUUGGUGGUGGCACAAGGCGAAGCGCUACAGGUGCUCACGGCCGCAUCUGUGCUGCGCAUCCAGACGGUCAUUGACGAAUGCACGCAGAUCAUCGCACGCGGGCGCGCCCCUGUCCCAGGCACCCCGGUGCCUGCACCCCUGCCCACAUCAGUGCCCCCGCCGCUCGCACCCGCGCAGCUACGCCACCGCCUCCGCCACCUCCUGGCCGCUCGCCCGACAGGCCACUCCGGUACGGCACACAGCCGCAAGCAACGCCAGCCGGCGCGCCUGCAGCUGCCUGCGCCCCCUGUGCCCGCCAAGGUCCAGGCUCCUGACGCCGACCUGGCAGUCCCUGCACCCCCCGAGGAUGGUGGCGACGACGACGACGAUGAGACAGACGAUGAGACGGAUGGCGAGGAUGGAGAAGGGGGUGGCAGUGGCCCGGGUGAAGGCCAGGCGCCCCCUGCCUUUGCUGACUGCACCGCUGGUUUCCUGGAUACCACCGCAGGCAGUGCACGCGAGGACCCUCCUGCGCCCACUGGCCUCCCUGACUACGGCGGCGCUGGGAAGGACUUCCGGGGAGCUGCAGUGGCCGAGGACGUAUUUCCUGACAGCUACAUCUCCGCCUGGCACGAUGAGGAUGGUACUGCCGCCAAGGCCUGUCCUGUGGAGACCUCUGCCCCUGACCAACCUGACUGCGUCCUGGCUGGCCCCCGCCCACCGGGCGUGAAGACCGCCGGGCCGACCGCCUCACUCUUCCCCUUUCACCUGGGUGCUCCGGGACCACCGACCCCCGCGCCCCCACCCGCCUUCUACCCGGCUCUCCAGCCUGACACAGCUCCGGGUACCUCUGUGGGUGCUGCUGCGCAGCUAGGGGAGGCUCCUGCCCCGUCCCCCGCGCCAGCUCCGGCUCCGGCCCCUGCUCCGGCCACACUGGGCGCCGCGGCGCGCCCCUCCGCCGCAGAGACGCCUGCCUAUGAGUGCAGCCACUGCCGCAAGACGUUCAGUUCUCGGAAGAACUACACCAAGCACAUGUUCAUCCACUCGGGGGAGAAGCCGCACCAGUGCGCCGUGUGCUGGCGAUCCUUCUCGCUACGCGACUACCUGCUCAAGCACAUGGUCACUCACACGGGAGUGCGAGCCUUCCAGUGUGCUGUCUGUGCUAAACGCUUCACGCAGAAGAGCUCACUCAACGUGCACAUGCGCACGCACCGCCCUGAGCGUGCGCCCUGCCCAGCCUGCGGCAAGGUCUUCUCGCACCGUGCGCUGCUCGAGCGCCACCUGGCGGCGCACCCCGCUCCCUGAUCCGGGGCCCACCCACGCCUCGAUUACUGAGGCCACGCCCACUGCAGGCCCAGUCACACCCCACGGUCCCAGGCCGCGCCCACAGUGCGUUCAGCCACGCCUUGCACAGUCUGGCCACACCCACCGCAGGAUCUAUCAUGUCCCGUGAGUCAGUGCACACCCUUGUGGAUACGGGUCACACCAUGUCCCUGAGUGAGGCAGUCUACUCACACCUGUCCUGCGUGCCCAGGGCAAGCCAAACCCGCAGUGGUAUCUUAAUCAUGCUUCCACCAUCAGAUCCCUCGCACCUGAGCCCAGGUACCCCUUCUCUGCCUCCACUCCUUCUCCAGACCUGAUGGGGGGCCAGCCCUUCUUUCUCAUUUCCUCCCACAUACUUGGACCUUUCAGAAACCUGACCACCUCUGAGAACUGGACCAUUUCCAUCCUGAACGGGGCACUCAGACCCUUGGACGUGGGGCACUGACUGGUGGCCCUACACCUGGUUCGCAUCUCCAUCUCCCCUUCCUGUGUGGGUGGGGUGGGGCGGGGCAAAGUCUGGGGCUGCUGUCCAGCCCCAGUGGAGGACUGGGUGGGGGCCCAGCAUAUCCCACGAAGACCAGGGUAUCCCCUCCUUGGUCAGAUGCCUAGGUGAGUCAGGUGGACCCACCAAGGACUUGAGGAUGGGUCUUGGGAUGUAAUAAAGGACAGUGAGCCA
Loxodonta africana (African savanna elephant) is the source of this 2504-nucleotide messenger RNA. RefSeq names its product zinc finger and BTB domain containing 45 (gene ZBTB45). NCBI's taxonomy places the organism in Eukaryota, Metazoa, Chordata, Mammalia, Proboscidea, Elephantidae. The transcript has 3 exons. Bases 251 to 1810 code for a protein of 519 amino acids. The record is from RefSeq and is a predicted model, not a curated record. Gene Ontology annotation, molecular function: protein binding; RNA polymerase II cis-regulatory region sequence-specific DNA binding; DNA-binding transcription factor activity, RNA polymerase II-specific. Gene Ontology annotation, biological process: regulation of transcription by RNA polymerase II.